This is a messenger RNA of Harpia harpyja (harpy eagle), 1446 nucleotides long. RefSeq names its product mitochondrial ribosomal protein S6 (gene MRPS6). Gene Ontology annotation, biological process: translation. The transcript is spliced from 3 exons. The annotation marks the transcript as partial. Gene Ontology annotation, cellular component: mitochondrial small ribosomal subunit; ribosome. Gene Ontology annotation, molecular function: small ribosomal subunit rRNA binding; structural constituent of ribosome. The record is from RefSeq and is a predicted model, not a curated record. Lineage: Eukaryota; Metazoa; Chordata; Aves; Accipitriformes; Accipitridae.
CAUGUGCGGUCUCGGGUGUGUGUGUGCGCUCGGAGCGGGGGGGUGGGGAGAACGAGGGGGCGGACACAGUGGAAAUUUCCACUCCCUGCAGCAGCCACAGCCGCCGCGGCGGCGGCGGGAAGGAGGAAGGCGGGCGCAGGCCCCGCGCCGCCGGCAGCGGGGAGGCGGCGCCCGCGUCGCGGCUCAGCUCGGCCCGGCCCGGCCGCCUGCCUCGGGCCCGCUCCCCGGCGGCGGGUGUCCCCCCUCUCCCGCCUCCCCUUACCCCGCUCCCCGGGCCGGGGCGGCGGGGCAGCCCGCGAGCGGGCGGGUGGCGGCGGCCCCCCGGCGGGCGGGCGUGUGCGCGGCGGAGGCGGCGCUUGUCGCGGGCGGGGGGCGGCGCGGCGGAGCCUGCGCAGCUGCCGGCGCCCUUUAAGCCGCGCCGCCCGCUCGUCCGCCCGGGUGUCUGUGCAGCCUGGGAGCCGCGCGGGUAGGAGUCGUCGCCAGCCGCCGGGGACGCGCCUUCCUCCUCCAGUUCCCCCCCUUCUCCGGCAUCGCCGCCGCCCCCACCUCCCCACCCUCUGCCCCGACGCAUCCCCGCUCCUCCUGCCACAAGCCAGCUCUAAGAUGCCCCGCUAUGAACUGGCUUUGAUCCUGAAAGCCAUGCAGAGGCCUGAGACUGCAGCUGUGCUGAAGCGCACUGUUGAGGCUCUUAUGGAGAGAGGAGCCAUUGUGAGGAACCUAGAAAACCUGGGAGAAAGGUCUCUACCUUACAAAAUCUCCAAGCACAAGGAGCGCCACAGAAGAGGAGGGUAUUUUUUGAUAGACUUAGAGGGCCCACCUUCGAUUGUAUCGACCAUGAUGGAUCAUUUAGGACGUGAUAUUGAUGUAAUUAGACGUGCUUUUAUAAAGCAUCCUGUAUCAAAGACAGAAGAAUGCAGUGGCAUAAUUCCAGUCAACUAUGAAGAUAAACUAAAUGCGAAGAAGUGGUGAAUAUUCCAAAUAGCACGUUUGAAACUUUUUAAAAACCUUUUUAUUCCUACUUUGGCAAAAAAUUGUGAUAACUAAUGUCCAUCAAAACCAAUCAGUUUUGGCCAUGUUUUGUGUGUGGUAUAGUACACUAUCUUAAGUUAUUGUAACAUUUGAGGUUUCUUUUUGUUUAAAAUAAUUUGAAUAGACUUAAUCUGUAUGCUUAUCUUGAUAUCUGACAACUUGAAAAUUGAUUUUCUUCUCUCUUCUCUUUGAGCAUUACAUUGAUAAUGAAGAUUCAUCCAUCAUCAGAAUGCUAAAAAUAGCAUUCUUUUGCAAAGACAGAUUACUUCAGAAUAUGUAUAUUUACAUAAGAGAUUAAGAAGCCUACAGUGUAAAUAUAGCAGUAUAGGAUGUGAUUUGUUGGAGUUUUUUUGAUUUGUUGGAGGUGGGUUUUUUUGUUUUUGGAAAAAGAUAAUAAAAGUGUGAUUAAAAAUAAAA